Molecule: messenger RNA, 846 nt
Organism: Gordionus sp. m RMFG-2023
Lineage: Eukaryota; Metazoa; Nematomorpha; Gordioida; Chordodea; Parachordodidae
Product: proteasome subunit beta type-1-like
Exons: 6
Coding region: 70-768 (232 amino acids)
Cellular component (GO): proteasome core complex
Source: RefSeq, a predicted model, not a curated record
UAUGUCAAAUGACACAUUCUUCUGCCAUUUAUUUUUAAUUUAUUUCGGUUAUUAAUAAAAUUUGAUAAAAUGAUGCUAAUAAAACCUACAAGCACUGAUUAUAAAGAUCAUCAUGAUCGUUGGUAUCCAUAUGUUAACCAUGGAGGGAGUAUUAUAGCGAUUGCAGGGGAUAAUUUUUCUGUACUUGGCACAGAUAUGAGACUGAGUGAAGAUGCAAGUGGAGAAAUUAUGAGCCGCCAUCAAUCAAAAGCUUAUAAAUUAACUCCUACCACAAUGCUAGGGUUAUGUGGAUUUCAUGGAGAUGUCAAUUACUUAUUAGGGCAGCUGGAAUAUUCUAUAAAAAUAUAUACCAGAGAAAAUUACACCACUAUAUCCACACCUGCCUUGGCUUCAAUGUUAGCAUGCACUCUUUAUAACAGGAGAUUUUUCCCUCUGUACGUUUACAACUUGUUGGUUGGUUUAGAUGAUGAAGGCAAGGGUUGCAUGUUUAGUUUUGACCCAGUGGGCUCUUACGAAAGGGAGAGCUACAAAGCUGGAGGUAGUGCUGCUGCUAUGUUACAACCCAUAUUGGAUAAUCAAAUAGGGAAUAAAAACCAAAACAACAUUAUUGUUAAAAUUCCGCUUACGCCUGAACGCGCGGUAUCAGUAGUUAGAGACUCGUUCAUUUCUGCAGCUGAACGUGAUGUACUAACGGGCGACGGAAUAACUAUACACAUCAUAACUAAAGAUGGCAUUACUACAAAAACGGAAAUUUUAAGAGGGGAUUAGAAAAUCUACUAAAUCUAGCAGAUUCUUCCUUACCUCUCUCUUUUUUAUGAACGAGGAAAUUAUGUUUAUAUUAUUUUU